Oryzias latipes (Japanese medaka) is the source of this 1394-nucleotide messenger RNA. RefSeq names its product cysteine rich DPF motif domain containing 1 (gene cdpf1). NCBI's taxonomy places the organism in Eukaryota, Metazoa, Chordata, Actinopteri, Beloniformes, Adrianichthyidae. The record is from RefSeq and is a predicted model, not a curated record.
AUUUGUAUACAGGUGUAUUUCUUCCAAUUUGUGUUUAUUUUAUUUUUUAGUUCUAGUUUUGCAGGAGCAGAGAAAACUUAGCAAUUCUCUUUGGUUGUUUCCCUCCGCUCCAGCUGGGGGCGCUAAAGGUUCACAAAAGAAGAACACGUGAGUGAAAGCAGGAAGACCCUCAAUGCUUUUUGUCGAUGGAGGAAAGUACAACUGAAAAUCCUCCUAAAACCUUCACAUGUCGCUUGUGCGGUUUUAGCACCGCGUUUACAUAUUACGGUCAGAAACCACCGAACACCAGAGCCAUUGUGCUUCUUGAGGAAUGUUUUGUCACUAGAGAUCCCUUCAGUCCUGAUAAAGAGAAGUUUCUCGUGUUAGGAUCCACCUGCAGCUUGUGCAAAACAUGCGUCUGUGUUGGAUCGGACUGCAGCCUCUUCUACACCAAGAGGUUCUGCAUGCAGUGUGUCGGCAAACACCUGGACCAGUUUCCCCAUCAGAUUCAGGCCGAGCUGGCAAAAAAGAGCCCCAAGGCAGCUGCUCUGUGACCUGAAAGCACCAGGACCGGCUCACCGGUCCUAGAAGGUCUCUGCAGCUGCCGUAAAACCGGCAAAAGAGACGUAAAGUCGAAGCCAAAAGUUUUUUUUUUUUUUUUUUGUUGACUUUUGUUAAGUUUACAGUGCAAUUGCAGCCUGUGAGGAAUAUCAAGCUGCUCUGCGGUUCACAUGGAACAGCAUCCAGCAUCCAGAUGAUGCUCCAGACGUUGUCUUGAAGAAAGUGCGAGCCUCGACAGGCGGAGCUCUUCCCGCUUCUCCCUGCCGGCUUUGCUUGGCUCAGCAGCAGGUUUAGUGUUGGAGCUGUUCUGAAAUCUUUGGGGGGCUCAGCAGCGAUGCAGUCAUCAUAUGUGGCGUGAAAACGCCUCGUUUCAACACUAUUCCGAUAUCAGACCUGACAGAUCUGCUUUUCUGAAAAACAUCAUCUGCUUUGCUUGCAUUUGUGGCACUCCUGGGUGUUAACAAACUGGAAAACAUCAGCACCAACUGAGAAAUAAAGGGAUCUCAAAUGUAGAAAAGUGUUAUUUUCAUUACUUUAGACUAGCCCGCACAAUUAAUCGCAAUUUUAUCGUUAUCGCGAUUUUAAUCGGUGCAAUGUCCACAUCGCAAAAGUCGCCGAAAAUCGCAAUAAAUGGUAAACCUUAAAUGUGCUAAAACAAUAGUAUGGCAACUUUAACUAUAUGAAUUGAAUAAAUCCCUUAAUGCAUUUGACCAAUCAGAUGGAGCCCUUCACGUUGUUGACCAAUCAGAUGGAGCUUUUAUGUUAGAUGUUGGCUUCCUAAUUAGACGAGGGCCAUUUUAGGAAUAAUUUAAGGUAUUUUGACUCUUAUUUCUAUUAAACUUUGCAGUGAAAUG